AAUAAUAAUAAUAAUAAUAAUAAUAAUAAUAAUAAUAAUAAUAAUAAUAAUAAUAAUAAUAAUAAUAAUAAUAAUAAUAAUAAUAAUAAUAAUAAUAAUAAUAAUAAUAAUAAUAAUAAUAAUAAUAAUAAUAAUAAUAAUAAUAAUAAUAAUAAUAAUAAUAAUAAUAAUAAUAAUAAUAAUAAUAAUAAUAAUAAUAAUAAUAAUAAUAAUAAUAAUAAUAAUAAUAAUAAUAAUAAUAAUAAUAAUAAUAAUAAUAAUAAUAAUAAUAAUAAUAAUAAUAAUAAUAAUAAUAAUAAUAAUAAUAAUAAUAAUAAUAAUAAUAAUAAUAAUAAUAAUAAUAAUAAUAAUAAUAAUAAUAAUAAUAAUAAUAAUAAUAAUAAUAAUAAUAAUAAUAAUAAUAAUAAUAAUAAUAAUAAUAAUAAUAAUAAUAAUAAUAAUAAUUAUAAUAAUAAUAAUAAUAAUAAUAAUAAUCAUAAUAAUAAUAAUAAUAAUAAUAAUAAUAAUAAUAAUAAUAAUAAUAAUAAUAAUAAUAAUAAUAAUAAUAAUAAUAAUAAUAAUAAAAAUAAUAAUAAUAAUAAU
This is a messenger RNA of Episyrphus balteatus (marmalade hoverfly), 582 nucleotides long. RefSeq lists its product as uncharacterized. NCBI's taxonomy places the organism in Eukaryota, Metazoa, Arthropoda, Insecta, Diptera, Syrphidae. The transcript has 2 exons. The record is from RefSeq and is a predicted model, not a curated record. The annotation marks the transcript as partial.